AUGAAAGUAAGAGUCCAAUCAGGGAACAAACCUGAUUUUCAUUUAGUAGAAUCACCACAGCUAAUGUGUGGAGAGAUAAAAAAAGAUGAUGAUCUUGUAACAGAUCAACAAAAUACCGGAAAACUAUUGCAAGAACUUUCAGAUGAAUUAGAAUUUGCUUUUGGUAGUCUACCAAAAGAUCAACAGCAAAUUAUCAUGGAGAUUGAAGCAACAGGAUACAAGAUUCAAAAAAAACGUGUUGGAAUUUAUGUAAUGCGUGUUUUAGGGAGUGGUGUUUAUCUUGGAAAUGAGAUUGAUAGUUUUGAGAUACCAACAAUCUUACAGGAUAUUGACAAGUUGAUAGAUGGGAUCCAAAAAGUGCUCACAAGUAAAGUACGGUUUGAAGAAUCUGUCAAGCGUAUUGAAAUUGGCAAGAAAGCUGUUGGUUCCUCUUUUCCAAGGUUAGCAUCAAAUUUAUCAGUAUCCAAUUUACCUGGAAAAUUCAUCAGAGCCACUAAUCACACACCCAAAAGAGCCUGA
Messenger RNA from Entrophospora sp. SA101, 519 nucleotides. The record is from the annotation of a GenBank genome assembly. Lineage: Eukaryota; Fungi; Glomeromycota; Glomeromycetes; Entrophosporales; Entrophosporaceae.